Messenger RNA from Somion occarium, 3984 nucleotides. The record is from the annotation of a GenBank genome assembly. NCBI's taxonomy places the organism in Eukaryota, Fungi, Basidiomycota, Agaricomycetes, Polyporales, Cerrenaceae.
AUCCCAACCGGGCUUGCAUAUUAAAGAGUAGCUUCGUCUAGCACAAGUGCGUUUCUUUGAAUUGACAAUGUUCUAUUUAUCCUGCUCUCAUCCGUAGGAACGCCAUAAUCUGGUUCCCUUGCAAUCAUGAGGGUGGAAGCUAUGGGCUCUAUCUUAUUUCCAGUACCUUCCAGAAGUCACUGGAUCACUGACACAGUAACCUCAAAACGGGAACUUUGUAUCUUGCUGUAGGUCGUACAUGCAUUGCCUGAUCCUUGCUCCGAUUCACCUUUCGAUUCGUUCUCUCCCCAAUCUGUCACGUUGGGUCACAUGCACGUGUAUGUGACCCCGCGUGACGCCGGAGGCGCGACUGCUCAGCGAUGGCUUGCAUAUCCUGGUUUCACUUGGCAGUUGCGUUUCCAAAGUGUCACGAGUUUCGAUGGCUGGAAAGCGUUCUCCGACCUCAUGCCGGUUGAAGUACGCAAGCUCGAGAGACAAGCUGCCGCACCUGAUACUCCCACGAUCUGAUGGUGAUUAGCCUUGUCGAUGGGGUCGGACGUCGAGGCUCUUGGCAAUCGAUUCUGCCUGUUUCCCUUACUUCCCAGUAUUCCACUCAGGAUCUCUUGCCCUCCGCCCCUUUCCCUGCUGUAUAGUUCCCCAGCCGGCACGUCGGCAUCCUCCCCUCGCGCCACGCGGUCUCCCCAUGGGCCAGCCCUUCCUUCCGGCUUUCCCGCCUCAACUCCGAGACCACCCGAGGUCUUUCCAUUCUGGGAACUGCCCCUGGCGUUCCCCGAUUUUCUCGGGGUACGCCCCGCUUCCCCGCCUCCCUUCCCUUUUGGGCCACGCGCGCGUGCACGUGCUCACACUUGACGCCCUGGCGCGUCGUCGUUUGUUGUCUUCCCACAGCUUGUACUCACGCCGCUUCUUUCUUACUUCCUUGCCUUCUGCUCUUUCUGAGGCUCUUCUGGUUCUUCAUAUGGGUACUAGGUCCAAGUCACGCAAGGGUCUAUCGUCGUCGGUGCGGGUCCGGGCUCCCAAUGGCUUUGGGCGGGUAGUACAGGAAGUCCGCCUCAACACACAGAUGGCUCAGCGAAGGGAGGAGAUCGCCAAAAAGCGACACCAUCAAGUACUAAUCCUCAUAAGGCCUGACCUUCGAGGAACGCGAGGUUUUCUUCAACGACGACGCUACCGGUGCUACACCUAUGGACGUGGACGAAGACCUUGCGUUCGACCAUCUUCCUCCGGGUGAGGAGGGUUUCUUUGCCAGUAACGCUGGAGGGGAGGAGGAGCUUUGCCGUACUUUCUUCUUAUCCAAUAAUGACAGCAGGAAGCGUAAGGACGUUCGUACGCGGCGCGAUCGCCGCUUGCUACAGAACAAAGAAUGGGCCGAGCAGAUGUUGUCUCUGGUCGAUGCUUUUCUUGACUGGCAGAUGUCUCGCUCAACGGAGGUUCACGAUACCGCGCAGUUCGACGACUGGGAGGUCACCACGGUCGAUUUCUUUAGUAAGCAGUAUAGUCUAUGUCGUCGUUGCUUAUCUGAAGCAUUGAUAGGUAGAAGUCGCCGCCGCUUCAAUAGUGGUCCAUCGGUUGACCGCGCCAAUGUGGUCCUUAUUCGAAACGGCUACAUCGGCAGUGCCCCCCGUAGUCCGACGGUGGCUAUUGGCCUCCAAGUACUUGAGGCCUAUCACGAAAUGCAUGCGGCAUGCCCUCGCUUUAGUAUACAAGCACAAGUGCGUGCCCUUUGUCGUCUUCACAAGGUUCAUUAUAUGAAGUACUUAGCGUCACAGUUCCGUAUCGCUUACGACGUCUACCUCGCGAUUCGGCGCUGCAUUGACGUUCGUGCCAACGCCGCGUUACACCGUGACAUACCAAAUUGGCGCAUGAAGAAUGCAUGCGCGGCGUGUCUGUACGCACUCGAGAAUGAGGAUCCUCUAACAUAUGCCCUACAGGUUUCAAUGGAUGGGAACCAGUCCUUGAAGCUCGUCGAUGACCACUUCCGGAGGGGGCCAUCACUUGCGGACACUCGGAGUGGUAUCUCAGACAUCUGGCUCAACCCUGAAGAAGUAGAUAUCUUCAAGAAUGAAGUGGGAAAACCACAACAGAGCCAACGCAACACAGGCGAUGCCCACGAUAUCGACGAUGAUAUCGACUGGGUCAAUAUUGCCGACCACACCGAUUCCGCCGAUGUGACACUAUCAACAGACGAAUGUGUCAAACGUUGGCGUAAUGCGGGACCGGAGGCUCGCAAGAAGAUGUUUGCCCUGUUCGCAGUAACGGGCGUUUUUGUAUGCCUCUGUCGCCAUGGGCAGCUCCUUGCAAUAUGCGACAUGAUCAGGAGCGGUGAACUGAUGAAGUACCCGCUUGCCAUUGUUGACAAGCUCAUGCGAGUACUUGGAGUUACAGUCCAGGUCGCAUACGACAUCGCGUGCGCGUUCAUGAAAAUACUCGAACGCAGUUCAUUGGGUGAUCGAGUACAACAACAGGGGCUCCGUGGUAUCGUUCCGGCCUUUCACGGACAUGCGCACAAUCGUCUUUGUCAGGUAGAUUGGCAUCCGCUUUAUGUUGCUGGAUCAGGAAAGGAGGAUUUCGAAGGUUGCGAACGAGUCUUUUCCCAGUCGAACGCAUUAGCUUCGACAACGCGUUUCUCCUCACCUUUCCAUCGCCACCAAGCCAUCGACGAGUUCUUCAAAUCUUGGGCCUUUGUGAAGCAUGCAGAGCUAGCUAAUUUCAUCCACAACAACUAUCGACAAGCCCUCAAGAUCGUUGCAGAAGAUUCGGCUACUUUGCGGGAGCUGUGCACGCGACUGAAACUCAAUGACGAAGACUUUGAACAAUAUCUGCAAGAAGAACGAGCUUACCUGAAGAACUUGGUGGCGGAAAGUCCAGAAGUAGCCUUCACAGUGGAGUAUAUGGAGGCACUAUUGCGGCUUGAUGGUGCAUUUGCCGAGUCUGAGCAUGCAAAGCGCGAGUACCAGAACCUCGAUGCAAGGAUCAUCCGUGAGGGUCUUCGUGGAAGGGCUAUCACCAACAUCAAGACCCGCUAUGUGACCACCUACACGCGCUAUGUCGACCUUCACGAGCACGUUCGUCGGAUUGAAGAAGUGCAUGGAAUUGUUAGGCGUUGGACGAAGGACUCGGAAGAGUACAAGAACGGUUUGGUGGUUCUAACGGAGAGAAAAUAUAGAAAUGCGAUUGACACGUUGGAACGACUACUUCUCCAACGUCUGCUGGAGUUAACAAAGCUCAGUAUGAGCGGCACAGGCUAUAAGAUGCGCGAGAAGAUCACAAAGGCGUUGAAGACUCGGGCGACCGCGAUCAAAAAGGCUCUUGAAGAAUACAAUCGACGCGCUGCAGAACUUAACCCACCCCGACCUUCGCUUUCGUGGUCCGACGUCGUGGAUAUGGUGUCCGUUGCAGAGUUUGAUCUCCUUCGUGACGCUCGUCAAGACGUACGUCUGCUGGCUUGGGCUCAGCCUGCUCAACGGCGAGCAAUGAAUUUAUACUUCAACAUCAAACGAGCAGAGGAAGAAAUCAAACGCCUCAAUGUCGAGAUUCGCCGACUGCUGACGCACAUGGUUGAUGAACAUGUGGACUACUAUCGAACGAUACGAGACAACAUGGUACCUAAUCCCCCACUAGCCUACGAGCUCUCUCUCAGGUGGCGGUACUCAAAUGCUGUGAAUACUGAGCUUGCCUACCGUCUUCAGCAGACAUCAGAACUUCCAGGAUUCACUGGUACUCUUCGGACGGGACACCGAGUCGGUCGCAGUCCCAUAUUGGCAGAUGGAAUUCUGCUGCCGCCGUGGGUUUCAUUACAAACUCAACCUACAGAAGGCUUCGAUGCUUCUGGUAAUGAACUGGAGGAUGACGAGGAGCUCGGAAUGGAAGGGGUUGGGAAUGAAGACGAAGCAAACGUGCUCAUCGACUAUAUAGACAGACUCGGCCUACAUAGCGAAUAGAGACUGUCUGAAGAAUACAUGUCUGAUUCUUUCUUUCUCAGAUCUU